UAAAGUUCAGUUAUGAACCCUGUGGCUAUUUUUAGGAAAAAAAUAAAGGCCCUUUUGAAAACACUCGUAACACACCCAUACAUUUAACCAACACACCCUGGUGGAUUUUUCUUCAUGGUUUCAACCAGCUCCUCCAAGUCCUUAGAAAAUAGAGGUUUUAAAUGGUAGGCCUGCAUGUGUGUAUGUUUAUAUAUAAGUGAAAUUUGAGCUAAAAAGCAAGAUAAGGAUUCUCACCAUCCACCAGAAACUUAAAACAGUCUCUGGGAACAUGCAGGGCAAAACAUUCAUAUCAGCAAAAAACUAAUGAAACAAGAUUAUUGGCUGGUCCCAAGCAAGGCUCGAUCUAGGAGAUCAAGAGAGGCAACAGUACAAUGGAUAUGACCUGAUCAAGAAAGACCACAAGCAGUGUACAGAAAAACAGAUAUCUGAAAGUAGGAGAGACACCAGAGCAAAGAUGAAGAUUCGAGAUAUGCAGAUCUGGGGUUUACUCUUGACGUUAAUGGGCUGGAUUUUUGUCGCUUGCUCUAUCGCCAUGGAGGGCUGGAAGGUCGCUUCUGUCGGAGGGCAGGGGGGAAGCUCCAUUAUCACAGUGGGAUGGUACUGGUCCAGUUUGUGGAGGGCCUGCUACACGGAUUCAGCUGCCACAUCCAACUGCUACGACUUCCCUGUGCUAUGGGCUGUGGAAGAUCACAUUCAGAUCACGAGGGCUUUACUUAUGGCCGGGAUGGCCACUGGAGUGCUGGGAUUCAUCUUGAGUUUUGUGGGAAUGGAAUGCACCUACAUCGGAGGAAAAGACAAAGACAAGAAGCGCUCAAUGUCCACAGGAAGCAUCUGUCACAUAAUAAGUGGUUUGCUGUCGGCCUGUGGAUACGCAAUAUACGCUCACUACGUCUCUGCAGAGUUUUUCAACCCCAGAUUUGAUGGAUUGCAAUUUGAUUUGGGAACUCCAUUGUUCCUCGGAUGGGCAGGAUGUGCCUUUCAGAUCACUGGUGGAUUCUUCUUCAUGGUUUCAGUUUGCAAGAUCCAGUCUAAGACAUACAACAGGGCCCCAACGUCCAUCGUUCCUGCUUCACAUAGUAAAACUUUACCUUCCUAUCGCACAAAUCUGUCUGUCAUCUCUGAAAUCUCUAGUAAAUCCAGCCUCUCAUCAUUAUCUGAGGUCUCAUCGCAGGCUGAACCAUCAGCUGUGUCUCAUGUUUCAUCUGUGAAAAGACAGAGCUCCAGAACUCGACGGCCAUCGGGAUUCAGACGCAAAUCCAGGAGCUCUGUUAAAUCGGAAGUUUCUCGACCCCUGCGCUCCUCCAUGUCCACAAGGAUAAGCAGAUCGGAUUUAAACAAGAGAAGAUCAUCGGUUCCAUCUAAAACCACCACAAACUUGUUCAACAGGAACUCAUACAUCUAAAAUAUUCAGCUUGGAUCUACUACUUUGGAAACAUUAACAGUGGACACAGUACCACCUGCUGGACAACACAGUGUACUGGACACGCGGAUUGAAAGCAUGUUUUCAUUGAGAACGAGAACCACUAUUUUUAGGUCAAUACUAAAAUAGAUUUUUGAUAUUGAUAUAAUUUUGUAUAAACAGUCACCUUUUUCCUGUUUCCAAUCUCAUAUGGAUCAUUUACAUUUUGCACAAACAUGUGCAAUUCAUACAGCUUAAAUGUAUAAUAACAUGCUGAUUUUAUAUUUGUAGACAAAAACAUUGCAAAAAACCCCUAAAAAACAACAAAAAAAACUUUUUACUAGUAAUUACAGACUUUAGAACACACUGUUUCACAUCUAUUGAGUUAAAAUUUACAUUUUUUAAAUUUAAAAGGCUUAUCCACAUAAUUUGAAACAGAUUGCCUUUGAGGAGCUAUCUGUAAAAGUGUCUCUUGAUUGUAUUUUUAGCUGAUUUACGUUUUUUUUUGUGCAGAAUUGUAUUUUUAGCUGAUUCAUGUUUUUGUGCGAUGUUCCACAUGACAAGACUAUGACAUAAACAU
Messenger RNA from Paramisgurnus dabryanus, 1979 nucleotides. It is a transcript of the gene cldn10e, whose product is annotated as claudin 10e. Gene Ontology annotation, cellular component: membrane; bicellular tight junction. The record is from RefSeq and is a predicted model, not a curated record. Lineage: Eukaryota; Metazoa; Chordata; Actinopteri; Cypriniformes; Cobitidae. Gene Ontology annotation, molecular function: structural molecule activity.